GAGGGGCUCUGCCCGGACCGGGCGGAGCUCGGCAGGAGAGGUGAGGAAUAGAGCAGAGCCGAACGCAGAGGAAUCGGCUAUCUGGAGCGGACUCGGGCUGGUGGACCCUACAGUCUUCGCCUUGGACAGUAGUGCGCUGGGCGAGCGCCCAAGGGAGCAGAACACAGUGCAACCAGCGGAGCCGGCCCGGAGCUCCGCGCAGUCAGCAGCCCCGACCCGCGCAGCCCGCCGAGCUCCCGCCGCCGGUCUGGACAGCAUGAGGCGCGCGGCGCUCUGGCUCUGGCUCAGCGCGCUGGCGCUGCGCAUGCAGCCGGCGCUCCCGCAAACUGUGGCCACAAACAUGCCUCCCGAAGAUCAAGACGGCUCUGGGGAUGACUCGGACAACUUCUCUGGCUCGGGUGCAGGUGCUUUGCAAGAUAUCACCUUAUCCCGGCAGGCCCCGUCCACCUGGAAGGACAUGUGGCUCCUGACAACCACGCCCAGGGCUCUAGAGCCCACCGCCAGGGAUACCACAACGGCCUCCACUUCCAUCCUGCCGGUUGGAGAGAGGCCCAAGGAGGGAGAGGCGGUGAUCCUCGCAGAAGCCCAGCCUGACCUCACUGCCCGGGGGAAGGAGACCACCCCAGAGCCCAGGGAGACCACACAGCUCCCAACCACUCAGUGGGCCUCCACAGCCAGAGCCAGCACUGCCCAGGCACCUACCAGCUCUCAUCCCCACAGGGACAUGCAGCCUGGCCACCACGAGGCUUCAGCUUCUGCCGCGCCCGACCAGGCCAGCCCUCACACUCACGGUGUGGAGUUCGGAGCUCCUUCUGCCACUGACAGGGCUGCUGAGGAUGGAGCCUCCACUCAGCUCCCAACAGGAGAGGGCUCUGGGGAGCAGGACUUCACCUUUGAACUAUCUGCGGAGAGCACGGUUGUGUCGAUCGUGGAGCCUGGCCCCCGGAAUCAGCCCCCAGAGGAUCCAGGGGACACUGGGGCCUCGCAGGGCCUUCUGGACAGGAAGGAAGUGCUGGGAGGGGUCAUUGCUGGAGGCCUGGUGGGGCUCAUCUUCGCCGUGUGCCUGGUGGGUUUCAUGCUGUACCGGAUGAAGAAGAAGGAUGAGGGCAGCUACUCUUUGGAGGAGCCCAAGCAAGCCAAUGGCGGCGCGUACCAGAAGCCCACCAAACAGGAGGAGUUCUACGCCUGAGGGGAGGAUGGUCCCUGCUGCUCCCUGCCGCUCGCUAGGCCCCCACUUGCCUCCUCCGUGAAGAACUGCAGGCCCUGGCCUCCUGCCACCGUGCCACCACCCCAGCGCUCUGCCCUCGGGCUGCCCUGUGCACGCAGCCCUUGGGGGUCCGGGGGGGCUCACUUUGCUUCUUCGUCUUCUGCCUGGAGGUUUGGGCGCAAGGGGUUUCUCGCAUCUGACCUUUCCGCCACAGCCACGCCUGGUGUCCCACCAUUGUGACUUGGCUUCUCCAACGGGAGCAGCCCUUCCCAGAUCCAGCUCUGGAGUGAAAGGGGCCCCACUGCUUUGGACCUGGUUGGCCCGCUGUGGCUGGAAAAUUCUGGGGAUGGGGCUUCGGCUGACUCGCCAUAGCACUUAGUAGAGACAGCAGGCUGGGGCCUGGCCACCUGGGGCCGGGGGCAGAAUUCAGGGCUCCGUGGGGAUUCACUCUGUGGCGUGGGGAGGUCUGAUUUAGAUACCGACUUGUUUUUGCACACAUCUCUUCUAGUUUCUCUGUUCAUAGCCCCAGUAGACUUCGUUACUUCCGAGGUAAGUUAAGUCAGUUGAUUUGGUUAUUCCCCAUCUUGCUUCUUUAAUCUACGUUCAGGAGAGAGCAUCAGGGUUAAGAAGACUUUGUUUUUGUUUGUUUGUUGUUUUUUUUUUUGAACUAGGAGAACCAAAUCUGGAAGCCAGACUAUAUAUAGGUUUAGUUUGUGAGUUGUCUCUGAGUUCGUUACUCAUGUGUGCGACAGGGUCUGGACUCCCUGUUUGGUGGCCCCAUUUUUGUGGUCCAUUGCUGGAUUGGCCAGUCCAGGCUGCUGUGCGGCAGCCACCUCUUUUGAGCAGUCAUGCCCGUGUCCAUGAACUCAGGGCCACACCUAUGGCCUGGGCCACUGUGAUGUUGGAAGAGCCUGCAAUGAGAAUUUAAUCCUGGAGCUCAGGCUGGGGAUGGAGGAGAAAGGACUGUCGGGUGGAUGAAAGGUGGCACCUUCUCUGGGAGACACUUUCUCCUGGAAGUCGACAAGAGGCAUCUGUGCAGAGCUGGCACAGGCUCCUCCAUCCGGAACCAAGUUCACCUGCAGCUCCUGCCACCCCUGCCCUGGGCAGAGUCAGGAGUGUUUCCCAAAGAGUGAUAGUCUUUUGCUUUUGGCAAAACUCUACUUAAUCCAAUGGGUUUUUCCCUGUACAGUAGAUUUUCCAAAUGUAAUAAACUUUAAUAUAAAGGAGUCAUGUGAACUCUA
Messenger RNA from Sciurus carolinensis (gray squirrel), 2448 nucleotides. It is a transcript of the gene Sdc1, whose product is annotated as syndecan 1. Bases 257 to 1189 code for a protein of 310 amino acids. The transcript is spliced from 6 exons. Gene Ontology annotation, biological process: cell migration. NCBI's taxonomy places the organism in Eukaryota, Metazoa, Chordata, Mammalia, Rodentia, Sciuridae. Gene Ontology annotation, cellular component: cell surface; membrane. The record is from RefSeq and is a predicted model, not a curated record.